AUGGUGUUGUGCGCUUUGUGCUGUGUGUCUGCAGUCAGUGACAGAGGUGCUCUGAGUACCUGCAACUACAGCCACAAUGUCACCUUCUUCUACAACCUGGUGGGGAAGAAGAUCAGUGAGCGGUGGAGCACUCGGGACUCGGUGGUGAUCGGCGUGGGCUUGACGGUGUGCGUCAUCGUGGUCCUGGCCAACCUGAUGGUGAUGCUGGCCAUCCUCAAGAACCGCCGCUUCCACUUCCCCAUCUACUACCUCCUGGCCAACAUGGCUGCCGCCGAUCUGUUUGCCGGCGUCGCCUACGCCAACCUGAUGCUGAACACGGGCCCCUGGACCCGGACGCUCACCAAGGAGCAGUGGUACAUCCGCGGGGCGCUGAUCGACAUCAGCCUGACUGCCUCCAUAGCGAACCUCCUGGCCGUGGCGGUGGAGCGCCACCAGACCAUCAUCAGCAUGCAGCUGCACAGCAACAUGACCAAGCGGCGCGUGGCGCUGCUCAUCGUCUGCAUCUGGGCGGCGGGCAUCUUCAUGGGUCUGGUUCCCUCCACUUUCUGGAACUGCGAGUGCGACCUGGACGACUGCUCCACCGUGGCUCCCCUGUACAGCCGCCGCUUCCUCAUUUUCUGGGCAGUCUUCAACCUCGUCACCUUUUUCAUCAUGGUGGCCAUAUACACGCGCAUCUUCAUCUAUGUGAAGUGCCAGAGCCAGUACACGUCCGCGCACACCACAGAAAACCGGCACAAUCAGAUGAUCAUCAACCUGAUGAAAACCAUCUCCAUGGUUCUGGGUGCUUUUGUAAUCUGCUGGACGCCCGGCCUAAUGGUUCUCCUAAUGGACGGACUGCUGGGGAAGGCCAGCAAAGCCAACAACUACGAGAAGUUCUGUUUGGUGAUCGCAGAGUGCAACUCCCUGGUCAACCCAAUCAUUUACUCUCUGCGGGACGAGGACAUGCGGAGGACAUUCAAGUGGAUCCUGUGCUGUCUGUGUCGGGGGGACGAGGGCCAGCAGAGGCAGCUGUCGCCCGUCAAGGUGGACUCUCCGCAACUGGAGGUAUGCCUGGGUUACAGGGCUGAGACAGAUGGUUAA
Messenger RNA from Menidia menidia (Atlantic silverside), 1080 nucleotides. NCBI's taxonomy places the organism in Eukaryota, Metazoa, Chordata, Actinopteri, Atheriniformes, Atherinopsidae. The record is from the annotation of a GenBank genome assembly.